CUCAUUUCAGAAGCACGUGACACACGUGACUGUGAAAAUAGGAGUAGUGAGCGCCGCAAGGCGCAAUCACACUAUCUCCGCUGAAACGCAAAUGCUUUUACAUAGACCGUCCGAUUGAGUGACACGUCAUCAAUCCGUGUGAAUUCGUGUUUCAACGGCCAAGAUCAGCGCUGCAGAGCAACUGGGGAAGCGAAGGGAAGAGGCUGGUAACUUGGCUGUUUUCUCCAUUCUCGCGUGCUCGGUUUUCGAUCGAUUUUCGCUGAGCAAAGAAUUUGGAAACGGUGUGGCAAACGCGCUCGGGUUUCUGAAUUCGAAGAUGAAGGUCAAGGAGGAAUUGAGCGAGCAAGUGGAGGAGAACGAGAUCACGCUUUUGAGUGAGGAUGACGAAGAGUAUAACUCCGAGGAUGAAGUAGACGACGCCGAAGACGAUGAAGACGAUGACGAGGAUGAUGACGACGAUGACGAUGAAGAUGGAAAUGACGAUGACGAAGAUGAUGAUGAAGACGAUGCUCCUGAUGCCGGUAACGACGACGAAGAUGACGAGGAGGAAGAGGAAGGUGAUGUACAGCACGGUGCUGAUCCUGGAGACGGAGACGACGACGACGACGACGAAGAUGACGACGAUGAAGAUGACGAGGAGGAGGAGGAGGAUGACCACGGGGAAGAGGAGGAUUUGGGAACAGAGUAUCUUAUUCGCCCUUUAGGCACCGCUGAGGAGGAGGAAGCAUCUAGCGAUUUUGAACCAGAGGAGAAUGGAGAAGAAGAAGAUGAAGAUGUUGAUGACGAGAACGGUGAGAAGGCUCAGAUUCCUCCAAAACGGAAGAGAUCGGAUAAAGAUGGUUCAGACGACGAUGAUGGCGGAGAAGAUGAUGAUGAUGAUGAGAGACCUUCUAAGCGGUAGAGUUGGGUCCCUUCUUGGCUUAAGGGAUUAAACUAGUCAACCAUAGGUUAACUUAUCUCCCUUUGACCUUUAAAAACACUGCAGAGAAAGGUUAUGGGAAUUGUUUCAUUCUCUCUUGUAUUAUUAUGGUGCGACAUUAUUAGGCUUAUUACUUUCAAAUGCUUGGUGCAUAGUCUAUAAUGGGUUAAACAUUCGGUAGAACAAAUUUUGCACAUUUGAAUGUUUUUAAGAACUUUGUAGCUCAGUAGAUCUCAUGUUAUGUAUUACUGAAUCUGUUGGUAAAUUUCUUCCUCUGACAA
Messenger RNA from Vigna radiata var. radiata (mung bean), 1200 nucleotides. RefSeq names its product nucleolin. The record is from RefSeq and is a predicted model, not a curated record. Bases 317 to 901 code for a protein of 194 amino acids. NCBI's taxonomy places the organism in Eukaryota, Viridiplantae, Streptophyta, Magnoliopsida, Fabales, Fabaceae. The transcript has 2 exons.